This is a messenger RNA of Polistes dominula (European paper wasp), 2932 nucleotides long. RefSeq lists its product as uncharacterized. The record is from RefSeq and is a predicted model, not a curated record. Gene Ontology annotation, molecular function: DNA binding. Lineage: Eukaryota; Metazoa; Arthropoda; Insecta; Hymenoptera; Vespidae.
AUACAUUUCUAAGUGAGAGAUAGAUAAGAUAUUAAAAAUAAUAGAUACAUUACACUAUAUUUAUUUAAAAAUAAAUAAAAUAGUGCAUUAGUGAUGAUCAAUUUUCUAAGUAAUUUAAUAAUGCCGGCUUUUAAUGUUGGUGUUAACUACUUUGUCAAACUUACGGAUUUGCUAUAAUAUCAAUUUUCUAUAUAUGGUGCAAGUUAGCAAAUUGUUAUUUUAACAAAUAAGGUGCAUUCUUUUACAUACGAGACAUUUUCAUGAUUACGUGCUAUUUCUAGACAGUCGAUUGGUCGUAUGUGUUUAUUAUUUUGAUUCCUUUAAUGCGUAUCCAUCUAAAAGUUAAAUAGAAGACGCUGUUUGAUAGUACACGUAACAUAACCAAUAAAUCAAGAGAAUGAAAAUAUUUCAAAGAAAAAAAAAUUGAAUACAUUUUUUUGUUAUCAGAUAAUUAAGAUUAAAAGAUAAGUCUAAAUACUUACAAUAACACAGAUUUAUCUUACGAAUUGUAUUGAUAAUUUAUUCAAUGGGAAGUUUAUUCAAAUAUUUUCUUGAGAGUAAAUAUAUGCUGAGGAGAAAAAUAAUAUAUAAACAUCCAAUUCCGGUGAUUUAAAAGUUAUCAUCGAUGAAUAUCAAAAGCAAGUUAUAGCAGAAAUUUGAAUGAAUAGAAAAUUGUAAGAUUUUUUGAAAAAAUCGAACAUUUAAAAAAAAAAGUUUAAAUGUCAUAGAGACAGUCACGUCAUUUUAAUAUCAAAACAUUCUAAUGAAGAUGGUAUUUUUUACUUAAUGAAUUUGAGCAGACAUAAAGUCAAUGAAAAAAUGCCACAUCCGUGUGUUGUCUGUGGACGUUCUCGUAUGAAUCCAAAUAAUAAAGAAGAAGAAUAUGUAUUUUUUGGAUUUCCUGUUAACGAUGAGGAACGAUGCAGAAAAUGGUUAGAAUUUUGUUGUCGUGAAGAUUUAUAUAAGCUUACAAAGAAACAACUUUUACAAAGAAUGGUAUGUUCUAAGCACUUUGAACAGAAAGAUUUUUUAAAUGAGUACUACGAUAAAUUAAAUACUACAGCAGUACCAUCUAUCUAUGAUCCAUUACAAAGUUUGUAUAACAUUACAUGUGUAUUGUGUAGACGAUUUCGUCGUGAUCCACCUGAUAUAAAUUAUGACGGUGUUACUUUUCAUCAUUUUCCAGGAGAAGAAUUUCGAUGCUUGAAAUGGCUCGAUUUUGUUGGCGUUGAUUCUUAUUACAGAUUAACGAGAAAAGAAAUAUUGUUUUGUUAUAUAUGUUCUAAACAUUUUGAUCGUUCACAAUUUAUGCAAGGUUAUAAAAGUAGAUUAGUGGACAAUGCCGUUCCUAAUAUUCGCAAUCCUGAUGACUUAGAUUCAGCAGAAGAAUAUAUUCUGGAAAUGGAUACAGAAACAAAAGUGUACAAUUCGAUAGAAAAGAUUAAGAAAUUAGAACCACUUCCAUUAGCUGUUCUAGAGAGCCAAGCUUGUGCCGCAUGCGGUAGAUCUAGAUCCGAUCCAAGAAAUAAAACUGAAAGAUAUAAGUUUCAUCCAUUUCCGGCUUAUGAAAUAGGAAGAUGUCUAAGAUGGUGCCAAUUUUUGGGUAGAGAGGAUUUAUUGAAAAUGUCUCCCAAUCAAAUACGAAAAUUAGUAUUAUGUUCUAAACAUUUUCAAACGGGUCAAAAUUUUCAUAAGGUUGGUCCUUGCGAUGCAGUUCCAACUAUAAGGGAUGUUUCUUUAACACAUUCUGUUAAUUCUAAUGACAAUCUACAAGAGGAAGAAAUGACAGAGGAAACAAAUGAGAAUUCUGGUUAUAUUGCAACUACUAAAAGAUUAAAAAAAUCAGGAUCUUUGACGCCUUUAGUAUCUAGUAAAAAACCAAAGGUAGAUAAUAAGCCAACACCGUUAGCAAAAAAACGUGGCAAGUGUAGAAGACCAACAGUAAUUAACAUUCCAAAGCCUGAUCCCAACAACUUAGAAAAUCUAAUGGUCAAGAAACUACCUUUGCCUCCUACUUCAAAUUGGAGAUUUCAAUAUACAGAUCAAUAUCAACCAAUAACAAUAACAAACAAUAUUACAUCUAAUAUCACUAAUACUAUUCCUAAUAAUAUAAAAAAAGUUAUUUUACCUUUUACCGGUGACUUAUCUAGUUUGGGUAAUCCAAUACCAGUGCAUAGUUUGUCAAGCAUUCCUCCUGGUUUCUUAAUCAAAAUCGAUCUUCCAGAGCAGGAGAAACAAAAGCCUAUGAAAACAAGUAAAAAGCAGAGUAAAAAUAAUUUACAAACAAAAUUGAAAAAUGGACAAGUCAUUACUACUGUACCAAUAAUUAAAGAAGAACCAACUUCAGAUAAAAAUCUUAUCGAAUUGUUAUCUGAUUCUCCAGAACCUAUGGUAGGUACAUAUAAGACAUUAGAAUUAGAUGAACAAGAUGAAGAUCAAGAACAAGAUCAACAGUUAGAUCAAGACGAUCAAGACGAUCAAGAUGAUCAAGAUGAUCAAGAUGAUCAAGAUCAUAGGGAUGAAGAAAUUAUGCUACCGCAUGGUUUUGAAGUAUUAGAAGAUGAUCCGGAUGCUAUCAAUAUUAAAGAAGAUGACUUUUUUGAAAAUUUUGAAGAGGUGGAAACAUUACCUGUCAAACCUCAGAAGAGAAUUCGCAAUCGAAAUAGAAGAUUAACUAUGAGAAGAACUAUUUUUCCUAUACAAAGUGAAGUUAAUUAUUUUCUUCGUAAAGUUGCUCCUCACAUACAUAAACUUCCUACAAAAGCGAGAGCACAGAUUAAACUUUCUAUUGUUAAUAUGGUGAUCGAUCACUUAUAAGCUUUAUAAUUCAUAAUAAUAUUUUUUAAAGAAAAUGAUAUAUUGUACAUGAUAUAUAUAUAUACAAAAUGUAAGACCUUUUUCGUAUAACAAGACAAUGAUUAAGUUUAUAAUU